AGAUUUUGGAAGCUUUUCACUCUCCGUGAUUUAAUCCUCAGCAACAUCACUCACGGCCAAUACCACAAUUACUGGUGUUUGUCUACUGCGCGACCCUUUCAGCCCUCCCUCCCGUCUCUUGCGCUCCGUUCGAGAGCUUCAGCAGCCAUGUCUGCAGCUCACACCACCCGCGCCGUCCUUCGUCAAUCCCGGCUUGUCCUCCGCCGAAACAAUUUCAGACAAGCUUCCACCGUCUCAGAUGCCGCGUCAAAAGCACAAGAAACUGGCAAGCAGACCGUGUCAAAGGCCUCCGAAGGCUUGACGAAAGUCCAGAGCUCUGCUGGCUCCGCUAUCUCGAGAGUCGGCUCUUCUGCGUACAAUGCUUUGCAGAGGGUUGGUGGAAGGACAGGAAGAAUGAUUGCCUUCGUCGAAUCGUUAAUACCCCCUACCGUCUACUACUCCCGUGUCGGAUUGGAGCUUGCAAGAAUUGUUUUCAAGGAACAAAAAAUGGCACUGCCGCCUAUGUCACAGUUCCAAUCCUACUUCCAGCCUAUGAUCAAUGUGUUCCGGAAUCCUCGAACCAUCGGCUCAAGCGCUAGCUCCCUAAUGGACUCCAUCAACCCCGAAGCGUUUUUGAGCAGCGUCCGAAACGUCAACUCCCAACAGAUGACCACCGUCGCCAUCGUCUUUGCUGAAGUCCUGGGCUUCUUUACCGUGGGCGAGAUGCUUGGAAGGUUGAAGGUUGUCGGAUACCACGGCGAACCACACCAUGAGCAUUAGAACGAGGAAUAGGGAAGUGCUGGCCUUGUAAACUUAGGAGUCAAUCAUGUGAGGAAAAGCAAAGGCAAUACAUAUCUAAGGAUCAUCAACGUUUCACUUUCCUCCCACCAGUUUGCAUGUCAGAGCAGGUUCUUACCAAUAUGCGGCCAGCGCAGGCCGUUAUCGAGCAGCUGGCACUGGCACAGGGGGCUGCAGCUCUUUUCCACAACGCAGCACACAGUUGUGUUUCGUUCCGGUUGCGAAGCAUGCAUU
Messenger RNA from Exophiala viscosa, 1011 nucleotides. RefSeq names its product F-type H+-transporting ATPase subunit G. The record is from RefSeq and is a predicted model, not a curated record. Gene Ontology annotation, molecular function: proton transmembrane transporter activity. Lineage: Eukaryota; Fungi; Ascomycota; Eurotiomycetes; Chaetothyriales; Herpotrichiellaceae. Gene Ontology annotation, biological process: proton motive force-driven ATP synthesis. Bases 148 to 759 code for a protein of 203 amino acids. The transcript is spliced from 3 exons.